CUCCUCUCUCUCACUCUGCCCAAUUCCAUAUACACAGAGGAAGGAGCUGCAAUCGCCAGUUGUGCUUCCAAUCCACGACGAUUCACAUGGCCGACGAAGCAAAGGCCAGAGGCAACGCGGCCUUCGCCGCCGGCGACUAUUCCACGGCGAUCCGCCACUUCACGGAGGCGAUUGACCUCGCUCCCACCAACCACGUCCUCUACUCCAACCGAUCCGCCGCGUACGCCUCCCUCGGCCAGUAUUCCGACGCCCUGUCCGACGCCCAGAAGACUGUUGACCUCAAGCCUGAUUGGUCCAAGGGCUACUCCCGCCUCGGCGCCGCUCACUCGGGGCUUCACCACUACGACGACGCCAUUAACGCCUACAAGAAGGGCCUCGAGAUUGACCCCAACAACGACGCUCUCAAAUCCGGCCUCGCUGAUGCUCAGGCCGCCGCCUCCAGAUCGCGGCCACCUCCGUCGGCGUCCUCUCCGUUUGGUGACAUUUUCUCGGGUCCCGAGAUGUGGACCAAGCUCACCGCCGACCCGGCUACGAGGGCCUAUCUUCAGCAGCCGGAUUUCUUGAAAAUGAUGCAGGACCUUCAGAAAAGCCCUAGCAAUUUGAAUCUCUAUUUGAAGGAUCAGAGGGUUAUGCAAGCUCUGGGGGUGUUGCUCAACGUGAAGCUCCAUACGCCGAAUUCGGCCGAAGAUAUGGAAAUUUCGGAGGCCACGCCGUCCGAGAGGAAGAGGCCGGCUGAGGUGGAGCUACCGAAGGAGCCGGAACCGGAGCCUAUGGAGGCGUUGGAGGAGGGAAAGGAAGCUAGAGAGAGGAAGGCGCAGGCUCAGAAGGAGAAGGAGGCUGGGAAUGCGGCUUACAAGAAGAAGAAUUUCGAGACGGCGAUUGAGCAUUACACUAAGGCGUUGGAAUUGGAUGACGAAGAUAUUUCUUUCCUCACCAACCGUGCAGCUGUCUACUUGGAGAUGGGAAAGUAUGACGAAUGCAUUAAAGAUUGUGAUAAAGCUGUUGAGAGGGGUAGGGAGCUUAGGUCAGACUUUAAGAUGAUUGCAAGGGCCUUGACAAGAAAAGGAACUGCAUUGGUUAAGAUGGCAAAAUGUUCAAAGGACUACGAACCUGCUAUUGAAACAUUCCAGAAAGCUCUUACAGAGCAUCGCAACCCUGAUACGUUGAAGAAGCUAAAUGAUGCUGAAAAAGCAAAGAAAGAUCUUGAGCAACAAGAGUAUUUUGACCCAAAAUUAGCUGAUGAGGAGCGUGAAAAAGGCAACGAGUACUUCAAAGAGCAGAAGUAUCCAGAGGCUGUGAGACAUUAUACAGAGGCCCUAAGGAGGAACCCGAAAGACCCAAGGGUAUACAGUAACAGGGCUGCAUGCUACACAAAACUUGGGGCAAUGCCUGAGGGAUUGAAGGAUGCGGAGAAGUGCAUCGAGCUUGAUCCAACUUUUGCCAAGGGGUACAGUAGAAAAGGUGCAAUUCAGUUCUUCAUGAAAGAGUACGACAAAGCUUUGGAAACAUACCAAGAAGGAUUGAAACACGAGCCUAAGAAUCAGGAAUUGCUAGAUGGCGUGAGGAGAUGUGUGGAACAGAUUAACAAGGCCAGCCGUGGAGAUUUAACCCCCGAGGAACUCAAGGAGAGACAGGCUAAGGGAAUGCAAGAUCCUGAAAUUCAGAACAUCCUUACAGAUCCUGUUAUGAGACAGGUGUUGGUUGACUUCCAGGAAAAUCCCAAGGCUGCUCAGGAGCACAUGAAGAAUCCCCAAGUGAUGAACAAGAUCCAGAAGCUAGUCAGUGCUGGUAUAGUCCAGGUCAGGUAAAAGCUGAAAAGAGAUGUUUGCCAGCGCCAGCUACACGGAUCUGUUUGGUUGCAGCACUCUCCUAGUCCUAGUGUGUAUUUUCUGCACAUUGAUUCGACUGAUAAGAGUAAUUUAACUAGUAACUUUCAAAAUGUUGCUGCUUUCCAUAGACUGGAUUAUUAAUCUGGAGAUACUUCUUGUUCUUGUUUUUGUUUUCGUUUUUGUGAUGGAAGAUGGAGCCAAACACUUGAAAUUGAUUUUCGUCA
This is a messenger RNA of Diospyros lotus (date-plum), 2053 nucleotides long. Its product is annotated as hsp70-Hsp90 organizing protein 3-like. The coding region runs from base 87 to 1808 and encodes 573 amino acids. The record is from RefSeq and is a predicted model, not a curated record. The transcript is spliced from 7 exons. Gene Ontology annotation, molecular function: Hsp90 protein binding. Lineage: Eukaryota; Viridiplantae; Streptophyta; Magnoliopsida; Ericales; Ebenaceae.